AUGUUUGAGUAUGAGUCUGAAGACUUGCAUACUCCCAUAUCAUCUGAUGAUGAAGGCAGAGGUGAUAAAUUUCCAGAAUUUGAUGAUGAGUAUGCUCAUGGUGAAGGCAGGUUUGAGCUAGGAACUAGGUUUGCCACUGUGGACAGGUUCAAGGAGGUAGUUAAAGAUUCUUUCAUUGCUGAGGGUCGGGAAUUGAAAUGGAUAAAAAAUGACAAAGAGAGAGUGAGAGCGGUGUGUGGGGAUCAGGAGUGUCCUUACUUGGUUCACUUGUCAUACAACAAAAGUUUGCAGUGUUAUCAAGUCAAAACCUACCAUCCAGAACACACUUGUGCGAGGGAUUUGGGCAGUAACACUGCUGAUCAACACUGGCUAAGUAAGAAGAUUGAAAAGCGGAUGUCAACCCAACCACACAUGAAUACGAAGGAGGUUACUGAUUUUCUUAAAGAGGAAUUUUCCCUCUGUCCCUAUCCUAAGAUGGUUUAUAGAGCAGUGAAAGAGGCUAGGGACAAGAUCCACGGAAAUGAAAGGGAACAAUACAAGAGAACGAGGGAUUAUUGUGAGGAAAUACUGAGGAGCAAUCCAGGCUCAUCAGCUAGGCUUGAGCUGAUGCCAAUUCCAUAUGGUCUCUCUAUUUUUGAUAAAAUGUACAUUUGCCUAGAUGCCUGCAAACAAGGUUUCAAAGAUGGAUGUCGUCCUUUGUUACAUUUGGAUGGGUACUUUCUAAAAACAUAUUAUGGUAGUUGGCUUCUAGCAGCAGUUGCUUAG
Arachis duranensis is the source of this 765-nucleotide messenger RNA. RefSeq lists its product as uncharacterized. The transcript has a single exon. The coding region runs from base 1 to 765 and encodes 254 amino acids. The record is from RefSeq and is a predicted model, not a curated record. NCBI's taxonomy places the organism in Eukaryota, Viridiplantae, Streptophyta, Magnoliopsida, Fabales, Fabaceae.